AUGUCAGGCAGCGAACAAGAGCGAGCAACAAAGUCAGGGGCGGAGGAGCAGUCGCUGAGGGUAGCCGUAGCCAUUUCUCUUCUCCGAUCAAAGCUUCUUCAAAAGCAGCAAAAGCAGCCUCCUCCUCCUCCUCUUGUUGAUCAAUCCGACGCUCUCCGAUGGAAGCGAAAGGCUAAGGAGCGAAAGCAAGAGCUUUUGAGACUCCGACAACAUCUCAACGAAGCUGAAGAUGCUUCGCAGUGCGACUUGUUCCCGCAAAGCGCUUCUUGCAAGUGUUAUUUCUUUGAUAAUUUGGGGAAACUAAGCCCUAAUAAGCGGCUUCCACAUCCUUCUCAGUGCAGAUUCAAUGAUGUCUUGCGACGCAGAUUUCUCAGACACGUACGUUUUAAGGAAAGGAGAAGAAGAAGUUGUUCAUCCCAGCGACGCCAUUUUGCAGACAUAAACAGUGAAGAUGAAAUGGAGCAGCUUAGGGCCUCAGUCGAUUUUCUUGUUGAGCUUUGUGAAACCAGUUCUCCUGUGGAGGAGACCAAUGUGGCAAAUUGGUCACACCAAGCUGCAGACUUUAUUUUAGCUUCAAUGAAGAACCUGUUAUCAGUGGCAAUGAAUGUGGAACUCAUAGAAGGAAUUAUCAGCAGCUUAAUCACGCGUUUGGUUAGAAGGAUGUGUUGCCCCUUGCAAGGAAAUGCAUCAAAACACUCUGAACCUGAUGCUCAGUUUUUCGUUCAGCACUUGAUCCGAAAGCUUGGAAGUGAGCCCUACAUUGGUCAACGUGCAUUAUUCUUAGUAUCUCAGAGAAUCUCUGUUCUUGCAGAGAAUUUCCUUUUCGCAGAUCCAUUUGAUGAUGCUUUUACAAACAUGCAUCAAUGCAUGUUCAUGCUGAUCCAGCUUACAGAGUUUUUGGUAUCCGAUUACCUAUCAGAAUGGUCAAAGGAUGAAGGUUUUGACACCAUGGUCUUCGAAGAGUGGGUAGCAUCAAUGGUUCACGCACGCAAGGCAUUACAAGUUUUGGAAAGCAGAAAUGGGGUCUAUGUGUUAUACAUGGAACGAGUCAUAGAUGCCGUGGACCUAUUUGUCACGCAUAAUUUACUGAUGGGUGAAGUGAAGCAGCAGCAGAAGAGCAGGCCAGGGCAAAGCAAGAAGGCAGACAUGUUGAAUGAGAUGAAACCACGCUGCAUGCUCAGUCUCUCGCUCCUUCUUCUUCUUCUAAUAUUCUGUCAAUCGCUUCCAAGUUCAGCCCAUGAAGAUGGAAGUGGAGGUGGUACAACAACUACUAGUACUAUUACUAGGGUGGUUGUUGGGGAGCAGCAAAUGCAGAAGCAGCAGCAGCAGCCACUACUGCCAGCUGCAAAUUACCAUGUCAGUACUUUGCUUCACACAACUCGGAAGCUUAAGCUUGGGGUUCACAUGAAAUUAACCCGUAGCGUUCCAAAGGUUCCUCGUGUCAAAAAAUCAUCCGCCAUUCCAACUCUGAUGACACCUUCUCUUCCUGUCGCUUGUUUUCUUUCUUCAUUAUCCCUCCUUUCUUUCUUUCUGUUAUAG
Messenger RNA from Prunus armeniaca (apricot), 1539 nucleotides. The record is from the annotation of a GenBank genome assembly. Lineage: Eukaryota; Viridiplantae; Streptophyta; Magnoliopsida; Rosales; Rosaceae.